Molecule: messenger RNA, 2373 nt
Organism: Ostrea edulis (European flat oyster)
Lineage: Eukaryota; Metazoa; Mollusca; Bivalvia; Ostreida; Ostreidae
Exons: 1
Coding region: 1-2373 (790 amino acids)
Source: RefSeq, a predicted model, not a curated record
AUGGAGUCUCUUACUGGUGCUACGCCAAAGGUGGACUGGGAAAGUGGUGACCUGCCGGGAACAUGGAAAAAAUUCAAAGCACACACGGAAUUUAUGUUCAAUGGACCACUGAAAGAUAAAACAGAGGAAGAAAAAUGCAGUUACCUCAUGAUCUGGGUUGGCGAAAAAGGUAGGGAUAUCUACAGCACUUGGCACAUUACUAAUGAGGAACGAAAGAAAUUAGAAACGUACUACACAAAAUUCCAGGCCUACUUUCAACCGAAAAGUAACAAAAUAUUCUCACGCUACAAAUUCAACUGUAGGACACAGCAAGAAAAUGAAACAUGUGAGGAAUUCUUAACAGCAUUGAAAGUUCUAGUUAAGGACUGUGGUUACGCUAAUUCAGAAGAAAUGCUGAGAGAUAGGAUAGUGUUCGGAGUGCGUUCAGCGAAAAUUAGAGAAAAACUGAUUACUACCGGAAGUGAUUUGUCAUUAAAUCAAGCAAUAGACAUAGCGAAUUUAUAUGAACUCUCUAGAGCUCAACUGAAAACUAUGAGUGAGGACAGUAAAGGCGACCUCGUAGGAAACGAAGUGAACCGUAUCACAACAAACUACAAAGGAAAGCAGUCAGAUUUUCCGAAAUGCAGACAGUGUGGAAAUAGGAAACACGAAGCCGGAGAAAGGUGUGUCGCAAUUGGGAAAACAUGUUCUAGUUGUGGUAAGAGAAACCAUUUUGCGCGAGUAUGUGAAUCUAGUGUGAAAACAAAGCGAAGUGAACCAGGUGCUUUCAGAGGAAAUUCGCGUGGGAAAUAUUAUGGAAAGCAAUCAAGGAGACAAAAGAAUCGUCCAGUGAAUAUGAUUCAAGAAACUGAUUCUGAUGACAAUGACUUAGAUGAUGGAAAUUAUUUUUUCAUGGGAAUGAUUGAUGCUGAUAUCAACACGAUAGAAAAUUGGACUACGUCAUUGAGAGUAGGAGACACAGAUGUACAGUUUCUCAUGGACACAGGUGCAAAGUGUAACGUGAUUACCAGAGACACUUAUCGAAGGCUUAAAAUCACAACAGCACUGGAGAAAGCGGAGGCGUUACUGAAAUCAUAUUCAGGACACAAAAUCACAGCUGAUGGUAUGCUCACCAUUCCACUGAAAUGCAAUGGUCAAACUCAUUCUAUGAAAUUCUACAUAGUCGACAGAAAUGCGCCAAACAUCUUGGGAGCAGAUGCUUGUCACAAACUGGACUUGGUGAGACCGAUGAACGCUAUUUCGUCGAAAACUGAAAUCGUCAAGGACAACCUUCAGACCACAGGAAGUGACAUUUUGAGUGAACCUCAAUAUGCAGAACUAUUUGAAGGAUUGGGAUGCCUACCCGGGAAGUAUUCCAUUAAGUUAGAUCCAUCGGUUACGCCUACUAUACACCCACCUCGCAAGGUACCGAUUUCGCUGAAGGACAAAGUGUACGAAGAACUCCAGAGAAUGGAAGAACUGGGAGUUAUCGAACGUCAAACAGAACCUACACCAUGGGUAAACAGCAUGACAGUUGUGAACAAAGGAUCCAAAAUUCGAAUCUGUAUUGACCCUCGAGAUCUAAACAAUGCCAUACAGCGUGAACACUUCCCGUUGAAAACCGUUGAGGAUGUGAUCGAGAACAUGUCUCAAGCAAAGUACUUCACAAAGCUGGAUGCCGUAAGUGGUUUUUGGCAAAUCCAACUAGAUGAGCAAAGUUCCAGACUUUGUACAUUCAACUCACCAUUUGGACGUUUCCGAUUUAAGCGGAUGCCCUUUGGUAUUAAGUCAGCGUCCGAGGUAUUCCAGAAAAUCAUGUCACAAAUGCUGGAAGAUAUUUCCGGUGCGGAAGUCAUCAUUGAUGAUAUUUUAGUAUGGGGAUCUUCGAUUGAAGAGCACGAUCAGCGUUUACGCAGAGUGUUGCAACGCGCUAAAGAGUACAACCUGAAACUCAGCAAACAAAAGUGUGAGGUACGAAAAACUGAAGUGAAGUAUGUAGGACAAGUACUCACCCAGAAAGGAGUAAAACCGGAUCCAGAAAAAGUCCGUGCCAUCUCCAUGAUGCAGAAACCAGAAAAUCGACAGGAACUAUUAACAUUCUUAGGACUUGUUCAGUACCUUGGAAAAUUUCUUCCGAGACUAUCAGAUGUCAGUGCUCCACUACGGAAGUUGACUGAAACAGCAGCAGGAUCUGAAUGGAACUGGAACAAGGAACAGGAAGUCAGUUUCAAAACCAUUAAGGCAAUGAUUAUAGAAGCUCCAGUUUUGGCAUACUAUGACCCAAAACAAACUCUAUCGUUUCCAACUCCACCGCAAGAACUGAACAAAACGCGAUCGGGACGUACUAUCAAAGCUCCUGGCAAAUACGCAGACUAUGUUAUGCAGACAGUUUAA